UCGUUUGUUUACCGUCUUGUGUGAGAAAACAAUGUUAGGAGUUGCACUCUUGAGAGAACCACUUUAUUUUUUAAUAAUAUUCACCAUAUUAUUAUAUUUUGUCAUGGGGCAUUACAUAGUCUGAGGGGUUUAAUAUUUAAAGCAUACAUUUGUUUAAACCCAGUCAACAGUUGUUAAAACACUAGAUAGAAUUAUUAGUGGUGGCUCUCUUCACCUGCCAUAUUUCAGCAGUCUUCAAAAGUAUUCUCCCUCACUGUACCCUACUCUGAAUUUGCUGCCCUGCUACUGUACAGCACAUCCAUCAGAAGAAGGAUAUAUUUGCAUUGCUCCUGUAACAUAAUGUGUUACAGGAGCUGACAGUACCGACAUUACUCAACUGUUUCUAAUUCGCACUUCCACCACAUCUGCCUGGUGUUUGAUUUCACCUCCUGUGGAUCAUGUUGCUGUGGCUCAGGCCAUGAAGGCCAGGAGCCACAGAAUCAUGACUGGAACCUGCCCGUCCCCCUGUCCACACUUGCCAAAUAUAUACCCUCCUAAAGUAAAUAUAAUCCUGUCUAUGUCCACGUGGAAAAGGCCACUACCUGCUCAGCAGCAGAGUCCCCCAGUUGUACACUCAUUUGGUCUGAGCUCUGCUGAACUUGUCCCAGAUCUGAGCUCACACAGCCAUGGGGGACUGGAACCUGCUGGGAAAGCUUCUAGAAAAAGCCCAGGAGCACUCCACUGUGGUGGGGAAGGUGUGGCUCACUGUCUUGUUCAUCUUCCGCAUCCUGAUCCUGAGUGCUGCGACAGAGAAGGUGUGGGGCGACGAGCAGUCAGGCUUCACCUGCGACACCAAGCAGCCCGGUUGCGAGAACGUGUGCUAUGACAUCACUUUCCCCAUCUCCCACGUCCGCUUUUGGGUGCUGCAGAUCAUCUUUGUGUCCACGCCUACGCUGAUCUACCUGGGACACAUCCUCCAUCUGGUGCGGAUGGAGGACAAGCACAAGGAAAAGGAGAGAGAUCAAGACAAGCAGGCCCUUAUUGUGGAUGCUAAGCACAAAAAGGCUCUGGUGAGGGACAAAAAGGGAAAAGUGCGCCUGCAGGGGGAGCUCUUGCGCACAUAUGUCUUUAAUGUGGUCUUUAAAACCCUGUUUGAGGUGGGCUUCAUUGUGGCUCAAUACCUCUUGUAUGGCUUUGAGCUGAAGCCAAUGUACACAUGUGACAGACCGCCCUGCCCCAAUGUGGUAAACUGCUAUAUAUCCCGUCCCACAGAGAAAACCAUCUUCAUCAUCUUCAUGCUGGGAGUUGCCAGCGUGUCUCUGUUCCUUAACCUCAUAGAGAUCUACCACCUGGGCUUUACCAAGUGCCGCCAGGGCAUCACCUUCAGGAGAGGUGAACAGUCCUCUGAGAGUAUCCCCAAGGAGCCCAGCGAGGCCGCAGUGCCGUUUGCACCGAGUUAUGACGACUACUUCCACCAAGUGCAGCCAGCCUACCCGCCCGUACCCAGCUACAACCUCACCCCUCUGUCUGAGGGCACCGAGUCGUCCUUCCACCCCUACCACAGCAAGGCGGCCUACAAACAGAAUAAGGACAACUUGGCGGUGGAAAGGAGCAGCAGCAAGCCAGAGGAAUGUGACCUGAAAGGAAAGAAGGGAGCAGGAUCAGCCCCUGGGUCACCUACGCAGGCCAGGCCCAGCCGCAGUGCCAAACACAGCAACAACAAGACUAGAAUAGACGAUUUGAAGAUAUGAGAAGGUUUAUGUUUCUCUGAGGGGUCUUAAGUUGCAGUGAGGGGAUCGUGUGUUGUUUGGAAGCAUUCAUACAUGCUGAACUGAAUCCCCUCUUUAAGAUGGCACAGUUUUGACUCAUUCCAACUUAGAAGGGAGUGGCAUUUAUAGGGCACACAGAGAAGCUGCAGUUGUACAGAAAUGUGUAAAGACUGGUUCAAUAAUCGCCUUUGUAAUGAACUUAGACCUCUUCAAGUAAAUUCUGCUCCACUGAGAAGUGUCCCAUAGCUGGGUAUUUCUUUUUCUUUCGAAAAACUUAAUUGGAUUUCACAUUAGACUGUAGCAUUAAUGGUAUAUGGUACACCAUUUGUGGCAACACCAUAUUUUCAGUCAAUGUUGAUUACUGUACUAGUGUUUUUUUUAUUGAUUUGUGUAUGGUAUGAAUCUUUCCACUGUUCACUAUUAUCACUGAGAAUCUAACAAAAUCAACAAAAAGUACUGUCUGCUCAGGUUUUACAUUCAGAGUAUCUUUUUUUCAAUGUGUGAUGAAUGUGAAUGAAGUCAAAAAUGCAACUCCAUGUAUAAAGUUGCCCAAACUUUGGGAACAGAAUCCAAGGCAGAAACUUGUUCAGCACUGGCCUGACCUCACUUGAGGAAAUCAGAUAGGGAGAAUAGUUAAAUUUAACUUCCUUAAACAGUUUUGAGGUCACCAUCUAGCAUAGUUCACUUGCUUAGACUUGAAGUGAAAAGUUGUGCAAUACCUGACAACACAUUGGACACUGGGAAUAUUGUACGUAAUUCCAGGACGCGCCUCAAAAGAAAUUGCACUGGUCUCAGGAGUUCCCACAUUUGUACUUGACAGCCAGCAAGUACAUAAUUAUAAGCACAUUGGUUUGUUUAUCCUUGUUUAUAUCUGUUUGUCCGAUUUGUUUUCUGUAAAGCACUUGUUGACAACCAUAUUUGUAAAACUGCUUGAAAUAAAUCUGUCUUAAAUUUGUAA
Molecule: messenger RNA, 2706 nt
Organism: Siniperca chuatsi (mandarin fish)
Lineage: Eukaryota; Metazoa; Chordata; Actinopteri; Centrarchiformes; Sinipercidae
Product: gap junction alpha-3 protein-like
Exons: 2
Coding region: 666-1730 (354 amino acids)
Biological process (GO): cell communication
Cellular component (GO): connexin complex
Source: RefSeq, a predicted model, not a curated record